Messenger RNA from Symbiodinium necroappetens, 594 nucleotides. NCBI's taxonomy places the organism in Eukaryota, Dinophyceae, Suessiales, Symbiodiniaceae. The record is from the annotation of a GenBank genome assembly.
AUGCCGGGCUGGGAUCGAGGUGCGCAGGCGCUGGUACUCAGCUGCAUCGACCCAAUCACCCGGCGGGAUACGUGGCCCGUUUGGACACUUUCCGAUCCCUUGGAGGUGGAGCUUGGGCAAGAGUUACAGUACAAGUACGUCAUCAUCCGCGGGACGCGUCGGGACAAGCUCCGCUGGGAGACCGAUGGCGUCGGGAAUCACCGUCGUCUCCAAGUCAGCGAGGAGAUGCUCCUCAGCGGAACCUGGGAUGAUGGGCAGUUUGGCCAUGUCCCUGGGCAGCCACCGAGACAGCACGCCAAGAGGCUGGUCCAAGACCAGGACGUCCCGGGCAGCGAAACGGUCGGUGCAAUCCUUCCGCCGAUGGAGCGAAAGCGGCAGAUCGGCAAAGGCAAGCAGGGUGCCUGCUACCUGGUCGACGUCGCCGGCACACCCGCAGUUCUGAAGGAGCUGAAGGGAGGGCGCAGCGCUUUCAAGGCAGAGCUGCGAGCGCUGCAGCUGCUGCAGGAUGCAUCGGCUGUGACACGAGGGGCCAUUCCAGCACUGCUGGGCUUCGACACUGUGUUUUCCAGUGCCUUGAAGACGAAGCGCAUCUAA